AUGUUUAAUGGAGGAAAUAAUCCAUUGGAAAGAGGAUAUAUUUUAUCAACAACACCAUCACCUGGAUAUUCUUACCCACCACCUCAGAUGGGAUAUGUAGGUGGACAGCAACCUCCAGUAUCUUAUCAUACAGCUCCAGCUAUUCUUUCUCCAAUUUAUUAUCUUCCAUCAUUGAGUCCACCUCUUCAACAACAAUCUUUUAACCUAGGAACAUCAACCAUAACUAAUAAUUAUAAUAAUUUAGCAUCUAAUUUACCAACUUCAAAUGAUACUAGGACAUCUUCACCUAAUUCUAUUCCAGGUAUUGAGGGAAAUCCUACCACUACUACUCCUCUACCAACAAAAGAGAAUGACUUUAUUAAUUCAAAUAAAACAUCAAUAGAUGUUGAUAAAAAGGUGCAACCACCAAUAGAUGAAACCUCAAGUACACUACUAUUGACAGAUCGUUUUGCCGUGAAACUUGAACCAAACAAGUAUAUUCAUGGUAUUCCAGCAACAAAAUGGUAUACAUUAUCUGAUCAAGAAAGAGAAGAAGUCCUCCGUAAUCAACGUCGUAUAACAUCUUAUAAAACAGCAUUAUGUGUAACAUUUCGGGUAAAAGGAACCUGUUCAUUUGGAGAUAAUUGUCGUUUUGCUCAUAGUUUAGAGGAACUAAAACCACCACCUGUUAGGCAUCCAAAAUAUAAAACACAAUUGUGUGAUAAAUUUUCUGUUACCGGUAUCUGUCCAUAUGGAUCUAGGUGUAAUUUUAUUCAUGCUACUAAAAAUGGGGAAAUUGUUUCUGAUUAUCGGGGAUAUUUAGCAUCUAAAGAAAAUAAUGGCCACAAUUAUUGUGAUGAGGAUAGUGAUAGUGAUGAUGAGAAUGGAAGAUCUUUUGCUUUUUCAAUGAAUUCUCUACCAAAGAAAUAUCAUCCUAUAAGAAAAGAAAAUAUUGAAUUUAAUAAUUGUAGUAAGAUAUUAAAUGAUAAUAAUAAACCUCAACAGGUUAUAAAUUUUUCAAAAUCAUUUGGUGCACCUGUAAUAAGGACAUUAUUUGAAAAAGAAAAACAUACGAUAAAUAAUUGUUAUGAUAAUACUAAAAAUGGUAUUGAAAAUUUACCUAAAGCUCCAUCACCUCCAUAUAAUAAUAGUUGUAGUAUAAAUGAAAUAGAAAAGAAGAAGGAUAAUGAUAUAGGAAAUGAUAUUCUCAAAAGAUUAUUUGCUGAAUGUAAUAAUUAUGAAAAAAAUAAAAAUAUUGAUGAAAAAAAAAUUGAGGAAGAGGCGAAUGAAGUCAAUAAUCCUUCAGGAUCUCAUUCUUAUAAUAGUAGUUUUUGGAAAAAACAUUCAUUCUAUAGUAAGAAUACUGGAUUUUAUUCACAAUCAAAACUUCCUACAUUCCUUAAAUUUAACAAUGGCUAG
Molecule: messenger RNA, 1398 nt
Organism: Strongyloides ratti
Lineage: Eukaryota; Metazoa; Nematoda; Chromadorea; Rhabditida; Strongyloididae
Product: Cth1
Exons: 3
Coding region: 1-1398 (465 amino acids)
Cellular component (GO): cytosol
Molecular function (GO): mRNA 3'-UTR binding; metal ion binding
Source: RefSeq, a predicted model, not a curated record